AGGGUGCAGUGCCACAGUUCACUCGUACAUUCGGAGCAGGAGUGUCACUGCUCUUUGAGCUUUGGCAGUCGAAUCACCUUCACUUUAUUGCACUCAAGCCACAGCAAAACAAAACAAAAAAAACAUCCCAAGCAAAUGGACUACGUCUACAGGAUCUGCCUUUCUUCUGGAAUACAUGAAGAUCUUUUUUGUUUUCUAUAUAUCUAACAAAAAGUAAAGGCACUUUUUUUUUAAUGACUCUCCACAGUACUUUCUCACCUGGACUAGUGUUUCUCCAGCAGUUCGUUUUCUUCAAGACAUCUAGAAGAUCUUCAAGACGUCCACUGCAUGAACUUUUCUUUUACCUCUACAGGGGCAGAUGUAUUCGUCAGGAUGAGUGAUGGUGAAGUUAAAAGGAAUCAUGUGUUGUGUGACACUGUGGUAAUUUACGAUCGCUCAAAUAUGUCUGUGUCAAAUCAAGCCUCGGUCUAAAGGAUCUCCUGCAAAACGCCUGACAAAGAAACCAUCUGUGGUCGAGCUCACACGUUAGGGGCCGUAAACGCAUAUCAGGAAUGCCAUCGCUGGGACUUGUUCACUUUCUAAAUGUCAAAACGAAGAGUUAGCUUUUAGUCUUGUAGGUGCCUUUCAACUACGAAGAUGAGCAACGCGACCAAUAUAACAAAUUCAAAUGAGACUAUGGAAGGUUACAGGUUCCUGAUACCUGUUGUGAUUAUCAUCAUCAUCAUCAUCAUCUUGGGCAACCUGCUGGUCAUCAUUGCGAUCGCACGGACAGCCCUGCUCCAGACUGUAACCAACAUCUUCAUUAUGUCCUUGGCAUGCGCCGAUCUCAUCAUGGGGGUUAUGGUGGUGCCCCUGGGUGCCACUAUAGUCGUAACAGGUAAAUGGCAUCUCGGUGAAACAUGGUGCAAUUUAUGGACGUCGGUGGACAUCCUGUGCGUGACUGCCAGCAUUGAGACACUGUGUGCGAUCUCAGUGGACCGAUACAUCGCGAUCACCAGACCCCUACGCCACAAGGUGCUGCUUAGCAAGUGGCGCGUUCGACUGAUCGUGUGCGUAGUGUGGGUCGUGUCUGCUCUCAUCUCGUUCCCCCUUGUCAUGACCAGGGUUUGGCGGGCUGACCCCAUAGAUGAGGUUGCUAAAAACUGCUACGAAGAUCCCCACUGUUGUGAUUUCAUCACGAAUACAGGUUUCGCAAUUAUAUCAUCAGGCAUUUCGUUUUACAUCCCUCUAGUCAUCAUGAUCUUUGUGUAUGCCAAGGUGUUCGUCAUUGCUGCAAGGCAGGUGCAGCAAAUAGGGAAGAAUCGCCAACGUUUCCAGAAGGAAAAUCCGUCCAGCAAUGGCAACAACAACCUCCCACGGAACACAAGCAGUAGCAGCCUUACGUCGGGCAAAAGGAAAUCCUCGCGACGAAGGCCUUCUAGAUUAAGCGUGGUGAAAGAGCAGAAGGCCUUAAAGACGCUGGGGAUCAUCAUGGGAUGCUUUACUCUGUGCUGGCUGCCCUUCUUCGUAGCCAACAUCAUCAACACCUAUGAUCGUGACCUGAUCCCGUCGGACGUUUUCCGAUUACUAAACUGGCUCGGCUACAUCAAUUCCGGCCUCAACCCCAUAAUCUACUGUAGAAGCAAAGAAUUCCGUACAGCCUUCAAGAGCCUCCUAGGAUGUCCCUGGCUGCAAUUGCCCAGCAUGAACUACCUUUAUAAGGAGCUUAGGACUCGAUGUCCGUGUUUCCUGGGCUUGACAGAAGCAGGCAUGAAUGGAGCUUUCCAGAAGCCUGUCAGCUCACAAGGGACAAAACCAGAUCCUGUGCCGCAGGAGGACGGAGAAGAAAGUCUAGGAAGCAGUCAGAGCAGCUACAAGAGCGACAAGCCGUCACCGGGACUCGUUCGCUCCAACAGCAGCACACACUUCAGUUAUUGCUCUGAAACGGAGAUCGAGUUAUCCAGGACACUGACCGGGAUAAAGCACUUAAGCUUGAUGAAUGAAGGAAUGAUUACAGUUCCUGUACCGUGACCUGUUCUGCAGCUGCUUCUACCCUCUCGAGUCCUGGAGUAGCGCCUCUAGGAAUCAACCCUGACCAGGAUGAAGCAGUGCAGUUACUGAAAGAUGGAUGAAUGAUGAAUGGUAUACCAUUUUACUGAUCAACCGUCACACCGUUUAUUGUCUCCAAAUGAUUUUUCAAAAUGGAUCCUUUACAUCAUUCCCUCAUAACAGGGCCAUUGAGUUUAAUGGUCUCAGAUAUCCCUCUGGCCUUUUUAAAGAAUAGUCUUGAAAGUAAAAAUGAAAAAAAAAAAAAAAAAGCAAGCAGCAGAACUGCAAGUGGGAAAAAACACAGGGAAAGGUUUGAGAUGAGUUAGCAGAAUGGUAAUAUGAAGAAACAUUAGACACGAGCCAGGUGGCCAUUAUGGGCCCGGCAGCAAAGAGAGACUUGAUUCAAAUAUUUUCAGACCAUCAAUCAUGGAAAUCAGCAGACGUCUGGGUCUGACACCUCACUGGCGCGUUUUACCAAAUACAGCAGCAGUCCAUGGAACAGCAUGAAAUCAAUCAAUUUACUUACAACGGGAACAAUUAUUCACAAUGAUUAAUUGGUCUAUAUUUUUAAGUGCGGACACAAACGCAGAGGUAAUCUGAUUAAUCGAGCUGAAAAACGUCAGUAGAGGACUUGGAUCAAGCUUAGGCAAGGUCUAGGCAAUAUAUUGUUUCUUGUCAUAUAUGACACCCUACCAUUUACUGAAAGGAUAUAUAUAUAUAUAUAUAUAUAUAUAUAUAUAAGCUACCAGGGCCAGCAGAUUAGCCUUGGCUAUGUACAGAGACUUAAUUAAAGUGUUUAAGGUCGCUAUAGCG
Hemibagrus wyckioides is the source of this 2841-nucleotide messenger RNA. It is a transcript of the gene adrb3a, whose product is annotated as adrenoceptor beta 3a. The record is from RefSeq and is a predicted model, not a curated record. Gene Ontology annotation, molecular function: norepinephrine binding; beta3-adrenergic receptor activity; epinephrine binding. The transcript is spliced from 2 exons. Gene Ontology annotation, biological process: norepinephrine-epinephrine-mediated vasodilation involved in regulation of systemic arterial blood pressure; adenylate cyclase-activating adrenergic receptor signaling pathway. Gene Ontology annotation, cellular component: membrane. NCBI's taxonomy places the organism in Eukaryota, Metazoa, Chordata, Actinopteri, Siluriformes, Bagridae. The coding region runs from base 637 to 2010 and encodes 457 amino acids.